This is a messenger RNA of Heterostelium album PN500, 1491 nucleotides long. It is a transcript of the gene catA, whose product is annotated as catalase. Gene Ontology annotation, cellular component: cytoplasm; peroxisome; mitochondrion. The transcript is spliced from 4 exons. The coding region runs from base 1 to 1491 and encodes 496 amino acids. Gene Ontology annotation, biological process: hydrogen peroxide catabolic process; response to hydrogen peroxide. Gene Ontology annotation, molecular function: catalase activity; heme binding. NCBI's taxonomy places the organism in Eukaryota, Evosea, Eumycetozoa, Acytosteliales, Acytosteliaceae. The record is from RefSeq and is a predicted model, not a curated record.
AUGUCACAACCAAUUUUAACAACAUCAAACGGUGCACCCGUUGAUAACAAUCUCAACUCAAUUACCGCUGGUAACCCAGGUCCAAUCUUGCUUCAAGACUUCCACUUGAUCGACAAGUUGUCACACUUUGACCGUGAACGUAUUCCAGAGCGUGUUGUACAUGCCAAGGGUGCUGGUGCACAUGGUUACUUUGAGGUUGUCAACGCUGACCUCCCAAAGUGGUGUCGUGCAAAGUUCUUGAAUAAGGUCGGAAAGCGUACUCCAAUCUUUACCCGUUUCUCGACUGUCGGUGGUGAGAAGGGUUCUGCUGACUCUGAACGUGAUCCACGUGGUUUCGCUGUUAAGUUCUACACUGAGGAGGGUAACUGGGAUAUGGUUGGUAACAACACUCCAGUCUUCUUCAUUCGUGACCCAUCAAAGUUCCCAGAUUUCAUUCACACCCAAAAGCGUAAUCCACAAACCAAUUUGAAGGAUCCAAAUGCAUUCUGGGAUUUCGCUAGUUUGACACCAGAAUCAACUCACCAAUUCACAGUUUUGUUCUCUGACAGAGGUACUCCAAAGUCCUAUCGUCAUAUGGAUGGUUUCUCAUCACACACCUUGAAGUGGGUCAACCAACAAGGAAAGCAAUACUGGGUUAAAUUGCACUUCAAGACUGAGACUGGUAUUCAAAACUGGAAUGCUGAGGAAGCCGGUAAGCUCGCUGGUUCCGACCCAGACUCUGCUACCCGUGAUCUCUUUGAGACCAUUGCCAACGGUGGUGAGCCAGCCUGGAAGGUCUACAUCCAAUUGAUGGAGUAUGACGACGCUUUCAAAUACCGUUUCGAUCCAUUCGAUGUCACCAAGGUCUGGUCGCACAAGGACUACCCAUUGAUCCCAAUCGGUCGUAUGGUCUUGAACCGUAACCCAGAGAACUACUUUGCCGAAGUCGAGCAAGCUGCCUUCUCGCCAUCCCACUUAGUUCCAGGUAUCGAACCAUCGUUGGACAAGAUGCUCCAAGGUCGUCUCUUCUCAUACCCAGAUACCCACCGUCACCGUCUCGGUGUCAACUACCAACAGAUCCCAAUCAACUGUCCAUACGCCGUCAAGGGUGGUCUCAAGAACUACCAACGUGAUGGUCAGAUGGCUGUCAACGGUAACGGUGGUAAGGGUCCAAACUACCAUCCAAACAGCUUCGGUGGUCCAGAGGUCCUCCCAGAGGCCGGUAUUGCCAAGUACAACAUCUCUGGUGUUGUCGGUCGUCAAAAGUAUCAACAUCCAAACGACGAUUUCGUUCAACCAGGUGAUCUCUACCGUUUAAUGGACGAGGGUGCCAAGUCUCGUUUGGUCUCCAACAUCGUUGGACACAUGAAGGGUGUAUCCGUUCGUGAGAUCCAACUCCGUGCCAUCAACAAUUUCUACAGAGCCGACAAGGACUAUGGUACCAGAAUUGCCAAAGGACUUGGUAUUGAUAUUAACGAUGUAAUUAAAUCCAAUGCUAAAUCCAACUUGUAA